Messenger RNA from Ceratitis capitata (Mediterranean fruit fly), 1023 nucleotides. Its product is annotated as RNA polymerase II subunit 5-mediating protein homolog. The transcript has a single exon. The record is from RefSeq and is a predicted model, not a curated record. NCBI's taxonomy places the organism in Eukaryota, Metazoa, Arthropoda, Insecta, Diptera, Tephritidae. Bases 1 to 1023 code for a protein of 340 amino acids.
AUGGUAAAUAAACAGAUGAGUGUUUUAGCAAAUAUUGCUAAGACCAUAAUAGUAUUAAAAGAAAAAAUUAAUAGAAUAAAAUUGGGUGAAUUGGAUAGAAUAAACUUGUUGGAGGAUACAUUUAAGCCCAUUUCAAAACCAUUAAAUGAAUUAGUUGAUAAUUUUAAAAACUCUAAUAAAUAUAAUGUUACUAAUUUCAAUGGUAAUGAUGAUGAUGGAGAUGAUAGUGAUGGUGAUGAAAAUUAUAUGAAUAGUAAUGAUCUUGAUUUAGAAUAUUCUCCAGCUAGUUCUCGGAAACAAAAUGUUAAGAAGCGAAAUCCUAAUAAUAUCAUGAAAAAUGAACAAUGCUUUAAUAAAAAACAACAAAAAUUAGAUAAGAUUGUUAGCGUUAAAGAGAAAAUGAAUUUUAUGAAUAACCCUGAAAGGCCAGCAUUGUUUAUACCAGGUAAACUUCAUGAUGAUGAUCAAUCACUGAAAGCAGCAGCAGCAGAUGCACAAAGCAAUGUAAUGAAAAUUGAAAUAAAUAUUGAUAAUAAACCAGAAAAGCGAGAAGUUGCUAUUGAUAUCAUUAAUGAAAAAUGUUUUAAUAAAAAACCGAAAUUAGAUAAGGUUGUUAGCGUUAAACAAAAAAUAAAUUUUAUGAAUGACCCCGAAAGGCCAGAACCAUAUAUUCCUUGUAAACCAAACGAUGAACAAUUACUAAAAAAGGCUGUAGUAGAAAACCUAAGACAAGCUGAAGAAACGUAUAAUGAUAAUACUUCUCCAACUGAAAAUGAUAUUUUAAGAAGAAUUGAACAAGACCCUGAUCUAUGGCAGAGACAUAAAUUUACAAAACGACAGUCUAAAAAUCAACUAAAUGAAGAUUUUAAACGAGUUAAGCUAACUCCAUUCCACCCCCACCACCCUCAUUUACUAUUACAAAAUAUAAAAUUGCUUAAAGAUCUUAAAAUGCUUUAUACAAUACAUUGUAUGGGCCGAAUAGGGGUUCAAAUGGUCGAUGGCGAUUCGGACUCAAACCAUUAA